AUGCGCGAAUGUCAAACUUGGAACAAAUUGAGAUCAUUUAUAUUUUAUAAAACUAAAAAUUCUUAUACGCCUAGGCCUAUGAUUUACAGUACUCUAAUGCCCAUUUCCACUCGUAUUAGUUCUGUAUGUGACAAUCAUAAGCGCUCAUUUUCCACAAUAAACUCGGAAAAUUCAACUUCUAUAACACCUAAAUUUUUGAAUACUGUAAAUUGUGAUGAAAUCAAAAUAUUUAAUGAUAUCUAUGACCAGAUGUCUGAGGAGGCAUCCCGCAAACUCAAUUUAAUUAAUGAAUUAAAGGCAAAACACUCGAAUAAAAUUAUUGACAACGUUAGUGUAGCUUCCAUAUUGGGAGGCCUAAGGGGAGUAUUUGCCUUGGUGACUGAUACAUCACAGAUUGACCCGGAUAAGGGGAUUUUGAUACAUGGUUUGUCAAUCAGAGAACUGCUUGACAAGUUACCAAAACCAACAAACGCUAGCUAUCCACACACUGAAGCUGUAUUCUGGUUUUUGCUCACAGGUAAAAUACCGACAGUGGAUAAGGCACUGGAAUUCUCAAAGGCAUUGAACAAGUUAGGCAUAGUACCGAAACACGUUUAUUCGGUGCUAGAUUCGUUACCAACUAAUGCACAUCCUAUGAUGCAAUACGUGGUGGCGGUAUCAGCCUUGCAAACAGAGUCAAUUUUCAAACAUCAACACUCAUUGGGCAACCUCAACAAAAAUACCUAUUGGAAAUUUUACCUACAAGAUGCACUCUCACUAAUGGCAAAGAGCCUACCUAUAGUGGCAUAUAUUUACAACCGUACAUUCAUAAAUCACAACAUAAAGGAUGGCCAGGGAAUGAUACUGGAUCCUCAAUUGGAUUAUUCAUCAAAUUUAUCAAAACUAUUGGGACUAACAUCCCCAAGAUCAGAGGAUAUGCUUAGAUUAUAUCUAGCAAUUCAUUCCGACCAUGAAGGAGGCAAUGUAUCAGCACACUCAGCUCAUACCAUUGCUAGUGCUUUGACUGACCCUUUUCUUAGUAUCUCUGGCAUGUUAUCGGGGCUUUCCGGCCCAUUCCAUGGUCUAGCAAAUCAGGAAUGCAUUAUAUGGCUUAUGAAUUUGCAAAAUAAGUUAGGAGGCACUGAACCCACGAAUGAAAUGAUUACAAAAAUUGCCAAGGAUACUCUAGCUAGAGGACAAGUCAUUCCUGGCUAUGGUCAUGCGGUUUUGAGGAUUCCAGACCCCAGACAUGACGUGAUGGUAGAAUUCGCCAAAAAACACAUGAAAAAUGAUCCUCUGUUCAAACUGCUUGAUGUUUGCCUGAAAUGUAUUCCUCAAGUGCUAAUGGACACAAAUAAGGUAAAAUGCCCCCACCCUAAUGUGGAUUGCUCCACAGGCGUCGUAUUAAACCACUUUGGCCUCAAUCACCCUGAAUUUUACACCGUUCUAUUUGGAUUAUCCCGUUCCAUGGGCGUGCUAGCCCAAAUAGUAUGGUCCAGAGCGUUGAAUAUGCCCAUCGAUAGGCCGAAGUCUUGCACUCUGAACCACCUGUACAAUAUGCUCAAAUGA
This is a messenger RNA of Babesia microti strain RI, 1548 nucleotides long. Its product is annotated as citrate synthase. The transcript has 11 exons. The coding region runs from base 1 to 1548 and encodes 515 amino acids. Gene Ontology annotation, biological process: tricarboxylic acid cycle; carbohydrate metabolic process. Gene Ontology annotation, cellular component: mitochondrial matrix. The record is from RefSeq and is a predicted model, not a curated record. Lineage: Eukaryota; Apicomplexa; Aconoidasida; Piroplasmida; Babesiidae.